AGUAAACAUAGCCACACAGACGAUGCUAGCUGGGCUUUAAAUCUACGUGUUCGCAGUGGAGGUUUGACCAUUCCUGUCUGGGAUGUAACUCAAAAUAGUCCCAUGUCAGAGAAGACAGGGUAGAAGGUGGUUAAGGGGCAUGGUGGUGUGUAUCUGUUAGCCCAUAGUUUGAGAGGCAAGGCAGAGAGAUGGCUGCAAGUUCAAGGACAGUCUAGGCUAUAGAGUGAGACCCCGUCACACAAAACAAAAACAGACAGUCUCUAGGAAAUUAUGCCGCAGCCUACCAACUGCUCUUCCUAACAGGACAAAGUCGUCACCAUUCACCCUGGUUCUGCCUGCGCCAGAGGAUGACUUCCGUUCCAGGCUGACCGGGAAGGCCAUGGGAGCCAGAAGAGCCCCCCAAAGGCCACCAUGCACCCCACGUCUCGUCCUUGUGGCCGUCCUCCUUGGCCUGGCAGCCUCCAGCCUGAACCUUCUCCAGAAGUGUAUGGAGGACCCUGAUUAUGAGCAGCUACUCAAGGUGGUGACCCUGGGCCUCAAUCGCACCUUGACACCACGGAAGGUGGUAGUGGUUGGUGCGGGCGUAGCUGGGCUGGUGGCCGCCAAGGUUCUCAGUGACGCAGGGCACAAGGUCACCAUCCUGGAGGCAGAUAACAGGAUUGGAGGCCGCAUAUUCACCUACCGGGAUGGGAAGACAGGCUGGAUAGGGGAACUGGGAGCCAUGCGCAUGCCCAGCUCCCACAGGAUCCUGCACAAGCUCUGCAGGAGCCUGGGCCUCAACCUGACCCAGUUCACACAGUACGAUGAGAACACGUGGACGGAGGUGAACGCCGUGAAGCUGCGCAACUACGUGGUGGAGAAGAUGCCAGAGAAGCUGGGCUACGACCUGAGCCGCAGGGAGAGGGGCCAGUCCCCAGAGAGCAUCUACCAGAUGGCACUCCACAAGGCCCUCCAAGACCUCAAGGCUCUGGGUUGCAAGAAAGCCAUGAGAAAGUUCAACAGGCACUCACUACUGGAAUACCUCCUCGGGGAGGGCAACCUGACCCGUCCGGCCGUGCAGCUCCUGGGAGACGUGAUGUCCAAGGAGGGUUUCUUCUACCUCAGCUUCGCAGAGGCAUUACGAGCGCACACCUGCCUGAGCGACCGACUCCGGUACAGCCGCAUUGUGGGUGGCUGGGACCUGCUUCCCCGGGCACUGCUGAGCUCGCUGUCCGGGCCGCUGCUGCUGAAUGCGCCGGUGGUGGCGAUUACUCAGGGGAUGCACGAUGUGCACGUGCACUACGAGACCUCGCUACAGUCUAGCAGCGUGAAGGUGCUGACUGCCGACAUGGUGUUGCUGACGGUCAGUGGGCCCGCGCUGCAGCGCAUCACCUUUUCGCCGCCCCUCACACGUAGGAGGCAGGAAGCAAUGCGUGGGCUGCACUAUGUGGCAGCCAGCAAGGUUUUCCUGAGUUUCCACAGGCCUUUCUGGCGCGAGGAGCACAUUGAGGGCGGCCACUCCAACACGGACCGCCCGGCGCGCAUCAUAUUCUAUCCCGCCCCAGGCGAGGGCGCACUGCUGCUGGCCUCCUACACGUGGUCGGACGCUGCAGCCCCGUUCGCUGGACUGAGCACCGAGCAGGCCCUGCUUCUGGCACUCAAGGACGUGGCAGCCCUGCACGGGCCCGUUGUGUUCCGGCUAUGGGAUGGUACGGGCGUCGUCAAGCGCUGGGCGGAGGACCCGCACAGCCAGGGGGGUUUUGUGGUGCAGCCGCCAUUGCCCGGCGGCCAUGGGGGUAAGGACUAUGACUGGUCACUCCCUUAUGACCGUAUUUACUUCGCGGGUGAGCACACAGCCCACCCACAUGGCUGGGUAGAGACUGCCGUCAAGUCUGCGUUGCGGGCCGCGUUGAAGAUGAAUAAACACCAGUACGGGGCGCCCAGCCCCCAGAACCAGGAAUUCAGCCCCAAGGAGCAGCAGCCACAUGUGUUCACGGAGGCCAUCCCCGAGAGGAAGGAGUACAUGGACUUGCACCCGAAUAUCGUCCCUUAGAAGCAGGUGCAUAUACAUGGGGAAGUCAUCCCCCAAGUGCGCGGUUAGGUGGGAUCUGGUCCCCAGCGGCACAGGACGUACACGGAGAGGCAGGCAAAGGAAAGGGUGCACUCCGCUCC
Molecule: messenger RNA, 2151 nt
Organism: Acomys russatus (golden spiny mouse)
Lineage: Eukaryota; Metazoa; Chordata; Mammalia; Rodentia; Muridae
Gene: Il4i1
Product: interleukin 4 induced 1
Exons: 7
Coding region: 380-2032 (550 amino acids)
Biological process (GO): amino acid catabolic process
Molecular function (GO): L-amino-acid oxidase activity; polyamine oxidase activity
Source: RefSeq, a predicted model, not a curated record